Glossina fuscipes is the source of this 3422-nucleotide messenger RNA. Its product is annotated as protein rhomboid-like. Gene Ontology annotation, cellular component: membrane. NCBI's taxonomy places the organism in Eukaryota, Metazoa, Arthropoda, Insecta, Diptera, Glossinidae. Gene Ontology annotation, molecular function: serine-type endopeptidase activity. The transcript is spliced from 4 exons. The coding region runs from base 1175 to 2500 and encodes 441 amino acids. The record is from RefSeq and is a predicted model, not a curated record.
ACAUUCAUAUACGUACGCAAACUUAACCAUUAGAGAUUUGCAACUUUAAGGGAUAACGUUUUAAAACAAUUGGAUCAUAUAUCGGUGCACUGGUUACUAAAUACAAGCAAUCAAAAGGACUAUAAUUUGCUUAUAGGAUAGAUGAAAAGCUCCUCACCUGAGCAUGAUGUUGGCGGAAAUUACUCACAAUCGUUAUGGAACAUGUUUGCGCACGCCUUGAUAUGUAUUAACCCAAAAUUGUAGCCAUUUUGGGCGCGCGAUUGUUGUUCGACUGACUGUCGUCGAUGUCCGGCGAUAUGAGUGUUUUUGUUAACAUGAAAAAAAAUUCAGUAUCAGGCUGUUAUUAACGAUUUGCUUUCCAAACGCGAUACGUCUACAUAAAUUAAAGAUGAGUUCAACCCGGUGCAUGCGUGCCCUCUACUACCAUGUAUUACGGUAAAACUUUGAUUAGUUGAAUCGAUAAGUGGUCGCACCAUCUUGGAUGAUGAUGAACAUUGGGGACCUGGGCGAAAACUGACAGAAGCAUUGCUCAAGCUCACCACUUUGCGCUGAAUGAUUUUUGGAUUACGGUUAGAGUGUCGGGAAAUGUCCAAAACAAUGUGUUUGGUUGAACCAGGAUGGAGGCAUUGCGGGCAAACUGCAUUGCGUAUGAGCCGUGCUGGAAGUUAGUGGUUGUAAUAGCAAAAUUACCAGGUUUGAAGCACCACCCACAAUAUUAGUAUAGCCCUGAACGUUUAGUCCACAUCGUGAAUGUCAAGAGAAUGUUUCAGUGUAUGGUUAAGCAAAAAUCAUUGCCAACGGGGAUUGAUAGCUGCAAUUAACUGAAACAUGUCGAUGUAGUAUGUGGCAUGUGUUCAAACUAAGAGGGAAAGUCAGCUGAAGGAAAACUCAAGACCAAAACUCAGCUCUCAACGUCAACGUAACACGCCGCCAUUCAUAUUCUGUAAUUGAUGGAGGAGUAAAGAAAAAUGCCUACGUCGGCCUGGCCGGUAAAACAUAUUGAAAUCUUAAAAUCUAUAUUGACGCUCGUUGCUGCAACCAUUUCGCCGUCGUCGUCGUCGUCGUCGUCGUCGUCGUUCAUGAUAAACACUUCGGUAAAUGUAUGUCUGUUAGAGGUGUAUCGAAGUUGUCAGUGCCAAUUGUUCACAAUCAUUAUUGGAUUGAAUAGGCGCAAAUGUGCGUGUGUUUUAUAAGGUGGUGGUAUGUCAUCAUGUUAAAUCGACAAGAGGAGAAACUGAGCGUACAAGAAAAACAACGAUUUGAAAUAUCCUUGACUUCCAAAGCAGACGUUCCAAAUAAAUUAACAAAAUCCUUAACAAAAACUGUUUGCUCGUCUUUCUUGCCCUCUACCGCCAUUCCCGUCGCCCCCGUCACCUCCGCCUUGUCGAUGUCCCCUUUUCCUCACUCCUUCACUUAUAAAACUGAUGCAGCUUUAGUUCUCAACAUUUGCUGCAGUUUGCCCACACUUUAUCAUCAUUCUUAUCCCGGGCUGCAUAACGCUCCGCAUUACAUGUGCCGCUCUCAAUUAUAUGAGGUGCCAACAAAGCUCUCCCUGCUGCCAAAAGUAAUUAGCAACAUUCAUGAAGGUGAUCAAAAAUAUUUGGCUGACGUAAGGCGCUGCUGUCCGCCGCCCAUUUUCAUCAUAUUAAUUUCGUUGUUGGAGAUUGCAGUGUUCGUUUACAAUAACAUGAAUGAGUUGCCGCGAACACAAUUAAAUGAUAAUAGUGACAGCAGUAGCAGCGGCAACGGCAACGGCAACGGCAUCAGCAGCAGUAGCAGUAGCAGUGGCAGUAGCAGCAGUAGCAGCGUCAGCUAUGCGUACAACGAGUCUUUGUUGGUUUACCGUCCAGAUCGCCGCUUGGAGAUAUGGCGUUUUAUAACGUACAUGGUUUUACAUGUAAAUUGGUUUCAUUUAAGUUUCAAUGUCAUUAUUCAACUAUUGUACGGUUUGCCAUUGGAAAUGGUGCACGGUUCACAACGUGUGGCUGUCGUUUAUCUAGCGGGCGUAUUAGCUGGAUCAUUAGGCACCAGCGUCAUUGACUCGAAGGUGUAUUUAGUGGGCGCCAGUGGUGGUGUUUACGCUUUACUGGCAGCACAAUUAGCCAAUGUCAUGAUAAACUUUGGGCAAAUGCGUUAUGGCAUUUUAAGGCUUGCGGCUGUCUUUAUAUUUGUUUUCUGUGAUACUGGUUAUGCAUUCUACAGUAAAUGCGUGACAGAGGAUUGCUUAAAGGCUCUACCCUCGAUAUCGUACAUAGCACAUUUGACAGGUUCCUUGGCCGGUUUCACAAUUGGUUUGGCAGCUUUACGAAACUUUGAGCAAUGCCAUCAUCAUUAUUAUCAUCAAUCGAAUUUAAUACGUUACUUUGCUUUAGGAGUUUACGGAUCAUUUACCAUUUUUGCCAUCGUGUUCAAUCUCAUCAACACCGUUACCGCACAAAUACUCGGAGAGGAGGGCGAAGUCUUCAAACAGCAUUUGUUACGUGAUUUGGGUAUUGCGUAAGCUAUUAGCUAUAAAAACGCAUAGAAUACUCUGAUCAAUAUUACAUUAUUUAAAGGAAUUAUUUAAGCCUUUUUUUUUUUUUUUUUUUUUUUAUAUUCAUCAUAACGUGUUUUUCCGUUCAUAACAACCGACAACAAGAGCACCCAUCUAAAAUUCUAAAAAGUGAAUGCACAUAGCCUAAGAGUUUGACUAGCCUAAGAGUUUGAGUCUGACUUUUCAGUCAGCUUUAUCCAUUAAAUAAUACUAUACUUGCUCUAGAUACAUGUUUAAAUCCUUGCAAACAUAAUAAUAGAUUACGUGUACGACUUACUUAACGUUUGCCAGAGUCUUAAUGAUUUGUUUUUGAAGGUACUCGAUCGCUGUACACGUCCGACAACAGUAAAAUAUCUUUCCUACAAAUUGCAAAAAUUUAACCACUGUGCAGUGUUUACAUCAUAUAUCUAUUUUUUCUUUAAACCGAAUAACAAAAUAGACGAGAGGUUCAGCUUAAACUUAUGUUUAGGUCGAGCAAUUAGAAAUUUUCAUCAUACUCGCUGCAUUUAAAAAGAUGUGCGAUCCGUGACCUACUAUCCGAGAGCAAAAUGUAUGAUUACGGCAGUGGUUCUGAUCGAAUAAUUCGUAGAAGAGAAUGAAUUUUCUAUUGGAUAUCCUUCAGGGAGGGGGAGAGUAAGUAACCAUCGUUUUCCUCAAGAGAGAGAAUUUUAUAUUAUUUAAGAUUUUAUUUAUUAAACAUUUAUAUAAUAAUAUAUAUAUAUAUAUAUUAUAGUUUCGUAAUUUAUUGCAAGUUUUCUUUCUCCUUUUACAUUGUUACUAUGUGACUGUAGGUGAUGAAGCUUCUAUAUAUGAUCCCAAAAAUACGAAUAGAUAAUAUUGUGAUAUUGCCAAAGACUGAAAUAAUAACUCAGUAGCCUAUAUAUAUAUA